Molecule: messenger RNA, 843 nt
Organism: Mauremys reevesii (Reeves's turtle)
Lineage: Eukaryota; Metazoa; Chordata; Testudines; Geoemydidae
Exons: 13
Coding region: 6-617 (203 amino acids)
Source: RefSeq, a predicted model, not a curated record
UGCCCAUGGCCUGGGCCCAGGGCACGGCGAGUGGCUGGGUGGGGGGCUGGGCGCUCGUCCCCCUGGGGGGCUGCCUGCUGCUCUGCGGGCUCUGCCGGAGAAAGCUUCCUGUUUUCCCCCCAUGGGGCCCACAACCCAGGGACUCGCCUCCGGAGCUGGGGCCACGCUACAUCUCCGAUCCUACCCCUGGCACCAGUGUCCCCGCAAGCCCACGGCCUCCUGUGGGCCCCAGGAGCACGGACAACGAGGACGAGGACGAUUUCCAGUAUCCUCCUGCCCCGUGGACAGAGUCGCGGCAGACCCCGGUCUUUGAGUCCCUGAAGCAGGCCCGGGAAUCUGGCACCGACGUGGACAGCCAUGGGAGCUACGUGAACAUCAACUCCGAGGAGGACUAUGUGAAUCUGCAGGGUGCCAAUGGGGGAAGCUCCGUGGAGAAGGACAAGGAGUAUCUGGAGGUGCUUCCAUUGGGGGCCGAGAGAACCGGGCCCCACAGGCAGAAGGGCCCCAGUCACGACGAGGGUGAGAAUGUCUCCUACGCGAACGUGGACGACAAGGAGCCGAAACCCCCCUCGCUGGACGAGCAGAAACCCGACUACGACUAUGUCAACGUGCCGUAGCCGCGUGGGGCCAGGGACCAGCUGCCUCUGUCUCUGCCCCACAGCGGGUCCCUUCGUGGGGCCCUGGCUGUGGGCGGGGGCUCUCAGAGAGCCCGAGAUAAGGAGACAUGACCCCCACCACCCUGCUAGCCUGGCGCUGGGCUCCCCAGCGGGGCCGAGUACCCUGCCCCACAGCACAGGGCUGGGCACCCCAGCGGGGCCGAGUACCCUGCCCCACAGCAUGGGA